This is a messenger RNA of Nematocida major, 753 nucleotides long. RefSeq lists its product as uncharacterized. NCBI's taxonomy places the organism in Eukaryota, Fungi, Microsporidia. The record is from RefSeq and is a predicted model, not a curated record. Bases 1 to 753 code for a protein of 250 amino acids. The transcript has a single exon.
AUGAGAUUACGCUUUUGUAUAGUCUAUGCGCUGUUUUUUACAGCAAGUGGCGCAGAGUGCAUAGAGAUGACACCCGAGAGCAUGGUGGGCUGUUUGAGCGCCGUGGUGGGCUGCGUGGGAGAAACUCCUGUGAUUUUGAGGCCACAGUGGCCUGGGCACCCGGUGUGCUUGAACCGGCUGGGCUGGCUGGGAUAUGCGUAUAACAUGCGGGCGUACUCGUGCGGGCUGAGCACGGGCUUUUCCCUGACGCUGAGCAGCAGCGCCUGCGGGCGCCAGGUGGCGUGCAUGCACAUAAGAGAGCUGCACAAGGACGAGGCAUACUAUCCUGCGAGCAACAGCGUGCUUAGCUACGACGAAAAGUAUAGUGUGGCGUUCCAUAGGAUGCUGCUGUAUAUGUUUUCGCUGCAGAGAGUCGGCGCGCAGACAUACGACCGCCUGACGAUUGAGUCCGAGCGGACGGGGUGUCUCACGCGGUUUCUCCGGGAGAGCUGCAGAACAAAAAAAGAGGCGCACUACGUGCUGGCUGCGCUGGUUCUGCUGGGCGAGGGCGUCGACGUGCCGAUUGAGACUUCUGGGAACAGAGUGAUUAUAAAAAAAAGAAAAGACAGCAAUGACGUGCUGGUGGACGCGUGCGUGGUGAGGGCGGCCUUGUGCUACGGGGAAGCCCGGCCUUCCGAGGUUUGGCAGGUGAUAAACUUCUUCAAGCAGUAUAGGCGCGCCAAAAGGCUGCCGGACACGCACAAGAAAUUUUAA